Messenger RNA from Angiostrongylus costaricensis, 801 nucleotides. The record is from the annotation of a GenBank genome assembly. Lineage: Eukaryota; Metazoa; Nematoda; Chromadorea; Rhabditida; Metastrongylidae.
AUGGGAUCUCCAACUCGGGACUCCCACGGAACCCUCACGCGAUGCCUCGACUUGUUUGAGACAGUGUGUUUCCAGACAACACUGCAAGACCAUCAAAACAUGAUGAGGAAACGAGGGUUAACACUGAAUCUCCACCAGACUCUUGUACUUCGGUUGAGAUAUAUCGCCGAGUAUGUGAUUCGUAGUCUCAACGAAUUCGGAUGGGCUGUCGUCGAUAACUUCCUUGGUGAUAGUCAUUGCCGGUUCACGUGCAAAGAAGUUAGAUGCCUUUACCAACGCGGUUUAUUCAGUGCUGGUCAGUUGAUGGAUGACAGGAACAAGGAUGAAUACCAUGUGAAGGAUAUUAGAUCUGACCAGAUCUACUGGUUUGAUGGUGUUGACCCGCGUGCCAGUGAUGCUGUUACAGUACGUCUUCUUGUGUCGAUGAUUGACAGUGUUGUUCAGCAUUUCAAGGGACGCCUUCCACCGUAUGACAUCAGUGGUCGAUCAAGGGCCAUGAUCGCUAUUUAUCCUGGAAAUGGCACUCGAUAUGUGAAGCAUGUAGACAAUCCGGUGAAGGACGGCAGGUGCAUCACCGCAAUCUAUUACUGUAACGAGGAUUGGGAUACGAACGUGCAUGGUGGAACUCUUCGUCUUUACCCAGAGAGCUCUGCAAUUCCGAUGGAUAUCGAUCCGAAGGCUGAUCGUCUUGUGUUUUUUUGGUCUGACAGGCGUAAUCCUCACGAAGUGAUGCCGGUGUAUAGACCGAGGUUGGAAAUUAUUUUUGCAUUAUUGAUAGUCUUAGUAAAGGGCUUCACUUAG